This is a messenger RNA of Gymnodraco acuticeps, 2306 nucleotides long. RefSeq lists its product as uncharacterized. The record is from RefSeq and is a predicted model, not a curated record. The coding region runs from base 1136 to 1954 and encodes 272 amino acids. NCBI's taxonomy places the organism in Eukaryota, Metazoa, Chordata, Actinopteri, Perciformes, Bathydraconidae. The transcript has 2 exons.
GUCAAUGGCAAGUGGGAAAAGAGCGAAUAUGAAUAUUAAAAAUGACCAUUAAGGGGACGUUUCCUACUGAUAUUCUCUUUUAUCUACCAAAAUAAUCCCAUUGUGCAAUAAUGAAUUCUCUUGCAAUGUGUCAAUAUAACAACAUUUGCAUAAAAAAUGACAUAUGUUCCCUUUUGGAGAUCUAAGGUUCUGUCAAUGUAACAACAUUGUCUUACUCAGCUGAGUCUGAACAAUAUAUCAUUUUAGCAUCCGAAUGUUAGCAUCAGAAUGUUAGCAUCAGAAUGUUAGCAUCAGAAUUGCAAUAAGUGCAUGCACAAUAGUCACAUUAGAUGAUGUCAAGUAACAAAAUUGACUUAAAUACAUCAUGCUUCAACUUUUCAGGCAUAAUAUAAAAGAAAAGCUUGAAUACAUCUCUUAUCCAUGACUAAUUUACAAGAAUAAUCUGUACGGUAGAACGGAUGUCCGCCUUCUUGGAAACGCCCUGAUAGUUGUCAAACCGAAACUGAAAAUGAGUUAGUAGUAGGAGGUGAACACUUAGGGUGCGUUCACACCUGCCUUGUAUAGUCCGGUUGAAUCAAACCCUGGUGCGUUUAGCCGCUUGGUGCGGUUCAUUUGGGUCGGUGUGAACACAAUCCGAGACCUCUUAAGUGAACUAAACAACCGGACUCUGGUCCGCUAAAAUAGGUGGUCUCGGAAAGCUAGCUUGCGAACUCUGGAGCGGUUCAUUGCUGGUGUGAACGCAGUCCGCACCAAAACAUAGGAAGCGCAGUAUUUACGCGUCAUUUCCUGUUGUGGAGGAGAGGAUUGCAAAUGGUGGAAAAAUGAGCGGCAGGGGACAAACGUGGAGCUAUGAGGAACACAGAUGCCUUCUGGAUAUCUGGGCAGAGGAGAACAUUUCUCAACUGUUGGAGAAUGAUCAUAAAAACACGGAGGUGUUCAAAAUCUUUAGCGACAGACUGAAGCAACUUGGAUUUAACAGUGUCGUAUAAAGGUGAAGAAACUACGACAACAAUACAUAUAAGUGCGCGACGCGCUGCAGAAGAGCGGCAGCUCCCCAAGUAUCAAAUAAACACUUAUUUGGUAUGAGGAUCUCGACAGUAUCUUGAACACAAGACCCAUAGUGAGCCCCGUAGAUAUGGUCGAGUCCUAUACGGAGGAAGAGGUGGAUAAGUCGCCUGACGAGGGGAGCCUAAGCUCCACUGCCGAUGCCGGGGCUGCUAAGGCGGAUACUAGCCGCAGUUACUCCGCGGAUGCCGAGGACUCUGAUAACAAUGUUGGAGCUGGAGACAACCCCAAUGACAGUGGACAGCCCUCUGAGCAGAGCACAGACCAGGAUCAGAGUCAGCAGCCAGGAACAAGAUGGGCUAUUCCUGGUGCUAAUUCCAGAAGAAAAAAAGCAAAGACUGGACAGGACAGUACAGUUCUCAGUGUAAUGGCUGAGCAAAUGAGAGAGGUGAAUGCACUGAUGGAAGCUGAGCAGAGUCACCAGAGGCAGGAGUCAGCCAAUUUUGAGACGUUUUUACGGGCACAACAGGAAGCUGAAGAACGGAGAUUCAAGGCCUUGCAGGAGCAAAGUCAGGAGAACAACAGAAUGUUCAUGCAGCUUAUUGGCAAUGUCAUAAGUACCAUGUCAUGUCCAACAUCACAAACACAUAUGCCCAACUGGAUGUCAAUGCAAGGUCACACAACAUACUCCAUGCCCCUGAUGCCCACACAACAUGCUAUUCCCCCAAAUUCGAUGCCCCACAACUCAUCCAUGCUCAUUCCUCCUUUCAUACAUAACCCACUCUUCAGGCCCUCUCCACCAUCCAUACCUACUCCAUCAGCAAUGCUUAUUGCCACUUCUACCCACUCAUCUCCACCUGUCAACCAAGAGCCUGACUGUCAACACAUCAUACCUCUGACUAUAACCGUUGAAGAAGGAAAUGAUGUUCCAAAAAUGUCCUUUAACUGAGUAGAAACGCAACUCGUCCUAGUUUGCAACUAUUGUUAGGUGGCUAAAUGUUGUGCCAAGUUGAAAAGCUGCUGCUUAAAAAAAAUGUGUUAUUGAAAUAUUCUGCCUGUUUGAACUGUUACCUCUAAGCACUGAAACUGUGACUGUACCUUUUUACUUUGUUGAAUUGAGAAGUAUUUCUUAUUUAAUGAUUAUGCAUUGUUCUACCUCAAUAUGUGGUGCCUUUUUUUUGUAUAAAUAUAUAUUUUAUAUCUUGUGUCAAAGAUUGGCUACAUAUCUUACUACCUGUUUGUAGUAUUUUUUGCAGUAUAGCAGUUGUUUUUAUACUGUAGCAAAGUCUGACAUGUUUGCA